Messenger RNA from Lutzomyia longipalpis, 2715 nucleotides. RefSeq names its product small G protein signaling modulator 3 homolog. The transcript is spliced from 4 exons. NCBI's taxonomy places the organism in Eukaryota, Metazoa, Arthropoda, Insecta, Diptera, Psychodidae. The coding region runs from base 123 to 2513 and encodes 796 amino acids. Gene Ontology annotation, molecular function: protein binding. The record is from RefSeq and is a predicted model, not a curated record.
ACAUCUCUAAAAACUUCAGUUUGGUGUUUAUAUUGUGGGAGUCGUGAGACUUUUUCUCUUCUGUCCAGAAAGAUUCCAGUUGUUUGAGCUUCUGGACCAGAAUCGGGCCAAGUUGGUGUAAAAUGGAGAUGGCAAAAUCACUCUUUGGCACGCGAGACCACGAGGGAUAUGUGAGCAGGGAGGAACAUAUCAAGAAACUCGAUACAGCUGCUUCGGAGGAUGAUGCUGAAUUGGCAGAAGCCACGGAGUCACUCCAUUUGGUUCGCCCAAGUCCCGGAGGUCCAUUUUCUGCACUCACCCCCUCAAUGUGGCCCCAAGACAUUCUCACAAAACUCGGUCAGCCUGAGAGCGACAACGACCAGGGUGACUAUCGAUUUGAUGAGUUUGGCUUUCGCGUGGAAGAGGAAGAUGGUCCGGAACAGAGCUCAAAUAAAUUGCUCAGCAUUCCAUUUAUUGAGGACGAUAAGCAUCGGCUGCAGUGGAUUGCCCAUUUGGAAUUUUCUCACCACAAAGAAGCAACUGAACUCACUUGGGACACUGUGGAUGUUGUCCUGCCACGCACUGAGAAGCUGCGGAAUAUGGUACGUGCAGGGAUUCCGCAUUCUCUGCGGCCACAGAUGUGGAUGCGCUUGUCGGGAGCACUGCAGAAGAAGCUAAAGACCGAAACGAGUUACCAAGAAAUUGUCAAAGUGUCCAGCAAUGAUGCCCUCAUGACAUCGAAGCAAAUUGAGAAGGACUUACUUCGGAUAAUGCCUACCAAUGUGUGCUUCAGCUCACCAUCUGGAACGGGGAUUCCACGUCUUAGGCGUGUACUUCGGGGUAUUGCAUGGCUCUAUCCGGAUAUUGGCUAUUGCCAGGGAACGGGUGUCAUUGCAGCAUCACUCUUACUCUUUAUGGAAGAGGAAGAUGCUUUCUGGAUGAUGGCAACGAUUGUUGAGGACCUCCUCCCAGCUUCAUACUACUCCUCAACAUUGCUGGGCAUUCAGGCUGAUCAGAGGGUCAUGCAAACGCUAAUUGGGAAUUAUCUCAGCACUGUCGAUGAUACCCUAAAAAGUCACGACAUUGAACUUUCCCUAAUCACACUCCAUUGGUUCCUCACCAUCUUCGCCAGUGUGGUCCACAUGAAGAUUCUUCUGCGUGUGUGGGAUUGGUUCUUCUACGAUGGGUCCAUUGUUCUAUUCCAGCUCACCCUCGGGAUGCUCAAGAUUAAGGAACCCAACCUCAAGGAUCUCGAGAAUUCUGCCCAAAUCUUUAAUUCUCUGAGUGACAUUCCUGGGGAUAUUGAUGAUGUUGAGAAUCUCUUUGCAAUUUCCAUGGAGGUAGGAGGAUCACUUAGCCAGACUGUCAUUGAUACCCACAGAAGACGGCACUUGGCCUACCUCAUGGCUGACCAGGGAACACUCGUGGGGAACCCUGAAGCUUCGCCAAACCUUCCAAAGCAGCAAUUAGUCAAGAGACAAGUAAAGAAGAACAAAUCGGUCAUUCAGACUCUGCUGUUUGGCACGGAAAACGGAGAUGAGGAUCUCAAAUCGAAGAAUAUCAAGCAAACGGAGAUUCUUGUGGAUUUACGAGAGGCUAUUCUCAAGGUGGCUCGUCACUUUUUGACCAUUGAACCCAAACUGCAGGCACACAUCAAGCUCGUGGCUGACUACACGAUGGACAGUCACGCCAAGGAUCAUGAGGAUUACAUCAAUGUGUCACGGAAUCGGAAACGACGUGCUAAGGCUCUGCAUGACUUUGAGCGGCAUGACGACGAUGAAUUGGGUUUUCGGCGCAAUGACAUUAUAACCAUUGUGAGUCAGAAGGAUGAACACUGCUGGGUGGGAGAACUCAAUGGGCUUCGAGGGUGGUUCCCGGCCAAAUUCGUUGAGCUUCUCGAUGAAAGAAGCAAACAGUACAGCUCUGCAGGUGACGAUGCCAUCUCCGAGACUGUUACGGAUCUCGUGAGGGGUACCUUUGCUCCUACGAUAAAACAAGUGCUGGAACAUGGGAUGAAGCGGCCAUCAUUUCUCGGUGGUCCCUGCCAUCCGUGGCUUUUCAUUGAGGAAGCAGCAACGCGUGAGGUUGAGAAGGAUUUUGAUUCGGUGUACAGUCGCCUGGUGCUCUGUAAGACAUACCGCUUGGAUGAGGAUGGGAAAGUGCUCACACCUGAAGAAUUGCUCUACAGAUCCGUCCAGUCAAUCAAUCAGAGUCACGACAAUGCCCAUGCACAGAUGGACGUGAAACUUCGUUCGCUCGUUUGCCUCGGACUCAAUGAGCAAGUUCUCCAUCUCUGGCUCGAGGUUCUCUGUAGCUGCGUGGAGAUUGUGCAGAAAUGGUACUACCCGUGGAGUUUUAUUUUCUCACCCGGAUGGGUACAGAUCAAGUGUGAGGUGCGCAUCCUCUCGCAGUUUGCCUUCAAUCUCAAUCCAGACUGGGAAUUGCCAGCCAAAAAGGGUGUUCAGAGUCAACCGUUGAAGGAUGGCGUUCGUGAUAUGCUUGUUAAGCAUCAUCUCUUCUCUUGGGACCUAUAGGAAUGUGCAGAUAUCUAUUUCUUUUUGUUGCAUUUCUUUCGCAGCAUUUUUAAGUGCGCCAUUCUAUUCCAAUGCAGCUCAUCUAAAGAUCUUAUUUACACGAGAAAUCAUGCUAUAUUUUAUGAAGAAAACAAAAUGUAAUUGUAAAUUGUAAUUAAUUUAUUAUUAUAAUCAGUAUAGUAUGUAAAUCUUAAGUGAAAAA